Nelumbo nucifera (sacred lotus) is the source of this 1002-nucleotide messenger RNA. Its product is annotated as chlorophyll a-b binding protein, chloroplastic. Gene Ontology annotation, biological process: photosynthesis, light harvesting. Gene Ontology annotation, cellular component: membrane. Lineage: Eukaryota; Viridiplantae; Streptophyta; Magnoliopsida; Proteales; Nelumbonaceae. The record is from RefSeq and is a predicted model, not a curated record.
CAGCAGCCACAGACACCCAUCUCUCUCUGUUCUUCAUCUUCACACUAAUUCAUUCCUCUUCUCACUCUGCUCUUUUACCAUGGCUGCAUCUACAAUGGCUCUCUCCUCUCCCUCUUUGGCCGGAAAGGCCGUGAAGCUCGCUCCCUCUGCGUCGGAGCUUCUCGGUGAAGGCAGGAUCACCAUGAGAAAGACUGUGGCCAAGCCGAAGCCCGUCUCAUCCGGUAGCCCAUGGUAUGGACCAGACAGAGUCAAGUACUUGGGUCCCUUCUCCGGUGAGCCUCCCUCCUACCUCACUGGUGAAUUCCCUGGUGACUACGGCUGGGACACUGCUGGGCUGUCCGCUGACCCUGAGACCUUCGCCAAGAACCGUGAGCUCGAGGUCAUCCACUGCAGAUGGGCCAUGCUUGGAGCUCUUGGGUGUGUCUUCCCCGAGCUGCUCGCUCGGAAUGGUGUCAAGUUCGGCGAGGCCGUGUGGUUCAAGGCUGGCGCACAGAUCUUCAGCGAGGGUGGAUUGGACUACUUGGGCAACCCAAGCUUGAUUCACGCCCAGAGCAUUCUGGCCAUCUGGGCUACUCAAGUUAUCUUGAUGGGUGCCGUCGAGGGCUACCGUGUCGCCGGCGGGCCUCUUGGUGAGGUGACAGACCCACUCUACCCCGGCGGCAGCUUCGAUCCACUUGGCCUUGCUGAUGACCCAGAGGCUUUUGCUGAGCUUAAGGUGAAGGAGAUCAAGAAUGGAAGACUGGCCAUGUUCUCCAUGUUUGGAUUCUUUGUUCAGGCCAUUGUGACUGGCAAGGGACCCUUGGAGAACCUGGCUGACCACCUGGCCGACCCUGUUAACAACAACGCUUGGGCCUACGCCACAAACUUCGUCCCCGGCAAGUGAGCAAGAAAGAAAAAAGAGUUCUGGACCAUGGGACGGUCCUCCCCAUUUCAGUGUGGAUUUGCUGAACUUGGUGCUUGUGAUGUAAAUUGUUUAAAUCGAUGCAGAAAAAGUGUGAAUUA